AUGCCCAUGAUAUCUGAUGAAAUAUCUGUUGCGAGGGCUGGUUCCCGAACAAUGGCAGAAUUAGCUAAACGGAUCAAUAUACCCCUCACGUCAACGAGUCCGCCGGGUCUUAUUGAAGCAAACACUGUCGACCCUUGGAAGAAGGCCGGCAAAUAUGCUCUGGGCUGGACAUACUUUUGUAUUGUAUUGAUUAUUCUGGUAGCUGUGACCAGAGUAUAUCAUCUUUGGACCGAUAAGAUCAGACAAGCCAUGCAUAAGCAGGAGGUGGAAACAUAUAUGGAAUCAUACUCGCCCGACGCCGAGUAUGCCAUGAGGGACUUGCAGACAGGACACACUUCAGAUCAAUUAUUUCCUCGAAACGGAGAGAAGCCCAUGUCUUUGACCAGGGGACAAUCCCAUUGGUCGUCUAUCGGAGUCGUCAAUGAUACCCUGGCGUUAUUUAGAUGGAUUUUCUACCGGCCAGUUCCAGAAAUUCGCUGGCGAAAGAGGACUUUGCUUAGUUUUCCCUCAUUGGCAGUCCUUGCGAUUCUCACCAUUGCUGUGGCUUUUGUAUGUCUGUACUGCUUUUUGCCUCAGCCCCUCUACUGGCAGAGCAUCCAAUUCGGAUCCCCGCCACUUGCCAUUCGGAGCGGAAUGAUCGCGAUUGCAAUGACACCCUGGAUUGUCGCAACGAGUAUGAAGGCAAACCUCAUCUCCAUGAUUACUGGAAUUGGCCAUGAAAGACUCGGCGUCUUCCACCGAUGGGGUGGAUAUUUGUGCCUAUUUUUGUCCUUGGUUCACGCGGUACCAUUCUACAUCCAGCCAGUCUGGGAUGACGGUGGACUGGCCAUAUAUCAGAAGCUAUUUCCGUUCUCCAACGGUAGUGGCUAUAUAUAUGGGACAGGAAUUGCAUGUCUUGUGCCCCUGGGCUGGCUUUGUGUAGGUUCGUUGCCAUUCUUGAGAUCCUUGGCCUACGAAUUAUUUGUCAUGUUACAUACCCCAGUUGCGAUCGCAUACGUCGGUCUCCUGUUCUGGCAUUGUCAUAACUACCUAACCUCUUGGAGCUUCCUAUGGGCCACAGUCGCCAUCUGGGUGCUGUCCUAUGUUUUGAGAAUAUUCAACUUGAACUGGCUGAAGCCAUGGAGAAACGCUUGGUUGAUAGGAGAUGAAGCUGCAGUUACAUUGAUGGCAGAGAACGCCAUCAAAGUCACAAUUCCUACCCAGAUGAGCUGGAGACCCGGCCAAUAUGUCUAUCUGAGAAUGCCAGGCAUCUCGAUAUUCGAAAACCACCCCUUCACCAUCUCAUCACUUUGCAGUGAGGAUUUUCCCUCCGAGUAUGGAGAUCUGUACAGGGACUGUACCUUGGUCUUCCGGCCAUUUGGAGGAUUCACCCGCCGAGUGCUUGACACAGCAAUUGAAAAAGGUCCCUUCAAAACUUACCGAGCUUACCUUGAUGGGCCAUAUGGGGGGAUGCAACGUGAACUUGCGGCAUUCGAUACCGUGAUUCUUUUCGCGGGCGGUAGCGGUAUCACCGCAAUCGUCUCUCAAUUGUUAAACUUGAUCAAGAGAAUGAGAGACGGGAAAGCAGUAACAAAGAAGAUUGAGGUUGUCUGGGCCUUGAAGAGAUUAGAGGCGAUGGAUUGGUUCAGGGAAGAGCUUCGGAUUUGCAGAGAAUAUGCGCCUCCGGGAACUGUCACUUGCCAAUUCUAUGUGACCGCAGCAAAACGACAGACAAGAAUUGGAGCGAAUGAGAGAGCGCCUCGACCUAUCAGCACAAUGCUGCAUGAUAAGCUAGAUGGAUUUGUUUCUGGAAUCGCAUCAAAGAGGAAUUCGGCUUAUAUACGAGACGAGGCAGGGGGUGAUGAAGAUAGGGAACAGGAGCUGAGAUAUGAGAAUGAGGAUGCCAUCACCUCAUUACCACAACAAAAGCAUCUACAGCCAAGAGUCCUCCCACCACCACCACAAACUUCAUUUCCUCCGCCACCAAAGAAAGCACUAAGAGAAAACUCACUCAAGAAAUUAGAAGGACGUGAAAAUACCUCCACGCCCGAACCAGAUUCCCAUGAGACAACCCGACAGUUCCUCUCCCCAGCAUCCUCCACGGCAUCCAGAAAUCGAGAAUUUCACUUCCCACCACCCUCUCCACGACAGGACUCUCCACACUUCAACUUUGCGCCACCGUCACCACAUUCCUCCUACAACCCACAACACUAUCCACCCCCGCCACCAGGCCCACCACCUCAUCAAGCCUACCGACCCGCGAGCUAUGUCUCACAAGACUCGCGUCCAGCAUCGCAGGUACCCUCCGAGUUUCCCUUACCACCACACAGCGAAGAUUCCAAACCUCCGAUCCAUGAAGACUCGAAGUCACCAGUGGAACCCGAAUCCACCACUUCCACAGUCGCACCUCCCUACUUGUCCACCUUCCCUGUACCUCCAGAGCCAGUACACACCCGCGAGCCCUUCCGCAGCCGUGGCAAAUCCACCGACCUCUCCAUCAAAAUACCUUCGUCCGGGCCCCCGCCACAAGCCCAAACCUUCGAUUUCGGCUUCCCAUCCACCCCCACCGAGUUCCAGAAGAACCUGAUGCGUUUCGCAUUCGUGGGCGCCAAGAAGAAGGAAGGCUGGGGUACCGAGUAUGGACGUCCCGAUCUGGGAUACAUGUUGAAGGACAUGGCUACCGGUGGCGCUGAUGGGAAGGGCAUCUUUGGUCGCAGGACGUGUGUGUUUGUGUGUGGGCCGCCCAGUAUGCGGGUUGAUGUUGCGAAUACAGUUGCGAGGCUGCAGUCGGAUAUUUGGGGGGAUGAUAGUAAGGAUGAAAUAUUCUUACAUACGGAGAAUUAUGCUAUAUAA
This is a messenger RNA of Lachnellula hyalina, 2832 nucleotides long. RefSeq names its product Ferric/cupric reductase transmembrane component. Gene Ontology annotation, molecular function: ferric-chelate reductase activity. Gene Ontology annotation, biological process: iron ion transport; intracellular iron ion homeostasis; copper ion import. Bases 1 to 2832 code for a protein of 943 amino acids. Gene Ontology annotation, cellular component: plasma membrane. Lineage: Eukaryota; Fungi; Ascomycota; Leotiomycetes; Helotiales; Lachnaceae. The record is from RefSeq and is a predicted model, not a curated record. The transcript has a single exon.